Molecule: messenger RNA, 1050 nt
Organism: Aspergillus calidoustus
Lineage: Eukaryota; Fungi; Ascomycota; Eurotiomycetes; Eurotiales; Aspergillaceae
Source: the annotation of a GenBank genome assembly
AUGAAGGACUACUCCAAAGAGCUCGAGAUUGCUUGCUUAGCGGUUCAGCGGGCGAGCCUUUUAACCAAGAAACUCCUCGAGGCAGUUGACAAGGGCCACUUCGAUAAAAUAGAUGCGACGCCAGUGACUAUAGCAGACUUUGGAGCUCAAUCGCUUCUCAUCGCUGCCGUCCACCAUUUGUUUCCCGAGGAUGAUAUUGUCGGGGAGGAAGAUUCGAAAGCCCUUCGGGCGGAGCCUGACCUGCUCGCACGAACCUGGGAUUUAGUCUCCUCGACUCGCCUGGACGAUGAAUAUAGCGAAGCGCUGCUUUACGCGCCCUCCUCGAAAGAAGAAAUGCUCCGAUUGAUCGAUCUGGGUGCCCAGGGAAGCUGCAAGCCACGAGGCCGGACCUGGGUACUUGACCCCGUGGAUGGUACGGCGACGUUUAUCGAGGGACGGCAGUACGCUGUUUGCCUCGGACUCGUGGAAGACGGACAGCAGAAGGUCGGUGUUACUGGAUGUCCAAACCUCAAUCUCGAGUCAGGCCAAGUUCAUGAAGAUAUCGUUGAUCGGACGGGCUACGGAUAUCAAGUCUAUGCUGUCGCGGGGCAAGGAGCGUGGAUGCGACAGAUGGGCACAGGCGCUCUUUUGCCUGCACGCAAGAUCGAACCCAAAGCACAAAUCACAAAACCCGAGGAUAUCCGACUGGUCGACUGUCUGUCUGCGAAUUCGUCAAACUAUGAGGUGCAUCAGCGCCUGAUGGAGAGUUUGGGCGCACCCUGGCCGCCGAGGACGGACCUUUGGUCAGCACAGCUACGGUACAUCGCUAUCGCGGUAGGGGGCUGCAAUGUGCUCAUCAAGAUCCCGCGCAAGGCCUCAUAUCGCUCCAUGAUAUGGGACCAUAUCGGUGGAAUGUUAAUCGCCUCCGAGCUUGGCUGUAUAGUGAGCGAUCUGAAUGGAAACCCCGUCGACUGCAGUCUCGGCAGAACGCUCUCAGGCUGCUACGGGAUGAUUGUUGCUCCUGCGUCCUUACAUCCAGUACUGGUCGACGCUGUGAAACAACUGCAGUGA